AUGGCGUCAAAUCAAUUCACCAUUGCGUCGCCGCCAACGGAUGCUAUCUCCGCAUUGAAGUUCUCUCCCGCCCCCGAUUCUACGCGAUUCGUUGUAUCUUCGUGGGAUAAGAAUGUGUAUGUUUAUGACUUGCGGGACGAGAACGGAGCGGCUGGCGAAGGGAAGCUGCUACAAAAGUUCGAGCAUCGUGCGCCGGUCCUGGAUGUGUGUUUCGGCGAAACCGAGGACGAGAUCUACACCGCUGGCCUGGACUGGGAUGUGAGGAGAAUCGAUAUAGCAUCAUCUACCCAAACCGUCCUCAGCAGCCACGAUGCUGGCGUCCGAAAUGUCGUUUAUAGCAAGGAGAACAACAUGGUCAUAUCCUCCUCCUGGGACAACACGUUACAUGUGCAUCGCAUGAGUGAGGACAGGAGCGCUGUCGCCGCAUCUACAAUAAUCCCUCUUCCAUCCAGGCCUUUCUCUAUGUCUCUCACAGCAGCGAAGCUUGUCGUGGGCAUGGCGUCGCGCGCCCUACAUAUCUACGACUUAAAAGCACUCGCCAUCCUCACAGGGGAGUCGGAGGGUGGAAACCCAAGCAGAGUUGAGGUGGAGCCAUGGCAGCGUCGUGAAAGCAGCUUGAAGUUUAUGACGCGCUGUGUUGCUUGUAUGCCGGACGACGCUGGCUAUGCUUCCUCGAGCAUUGAAGGACGAGUUGCCGUUGAAUGGUUUGAUCCAUCAGCAGAGUCACAAGCACGAAAGUACGCUUUCAAAUGUCACCGACAGGCGUCGGGCGAUGUUGACGUGGUAUAUCCGGUUAAUUCGCUAGCGUUCCAUCCAAUCCAUGGAACAUUCGCAUCUGGAGGAGGGGAUGGUGUGGUUGCUCUCUGGGAUGGCAUUGCGAAGAGGAGGAUCAGACAAUACCAAAAGUAUCCCUCAAGCGUAGCUUCUGUGGGUUUCAGCUCCGAUGGUAAAUAUCUCGCAAUUGCUAUCAGCCCCGGUUAUGAAGAUGGAAAGGAGAACUUUGUCGACGGGACUGUCAAAAUCUAUGUGCGUGAACUUGGAGAAACGGAAGCAAAGGGAAAAGGCGCGAAAUAA
This is a messenger RNA of Aspergillus puulaauensis, 1074 nucleotides long. Its product is annotated as WD40 repeat domain-containing protein. Gene Ontology annotation, cellular component: bub1-bub3 complex; mitotic checkpoint complex; kinetochore. Gene Ontology annotation, biological process: mitotic spindle assembly checkpoint signaling. The record is from RefSeq and is a predicted model, not a curated record. The coding region runs from base 1 to 1074 and encodes 357 amino acids. NCBI's taxonomy places the organism in Eukaryota, Fungi, Ascomycota, Eurotiomycetes, Eurotiales, Aspergillaceae. Gene Ontology annotation, molecular function: ubiquitin binding. The transcript has 3 exons.